Molecule: messenger RNA, 1844 nt
Organism: Oncorhynchus kisutch (coho salmon)
Lineage: Eukaryota; Metazoa; Chordata; Actinopteri; Salmoniformes; Salmonidae
Product: zinc transporter 2-like
Exons: 8
Coding region: 581-1801 (406 amino acids)
Biological process (GO): response to zinc ion; zinc ion transmembrane transport
Cellular component (GO): plasma membrane
Molecular function (GO): zinc ion transmembrane transporter activity
Source: RefSeq, a predicted model, not a curated record
UGCUAUUUGCAUGUCAUGACAAUGCCUUUUCAUUUGGAAAUGGUCAUUGAAUAAACUAUAGGCUAUGGUCAAUGUCCACGACGUUAAUGAAGCUUUUAGUAACAGGUAGCAGCCUACUUCUAGAUACAGGCUUUUGCACUGUAACGAAGGACACAAUCACAAUUCUAAACUUGCUAUUCCUCUCAAUUUGCUAGGUUAGCCGCCGAAAUAUCUUGCACUUUUUUGACGUCGACACACGCUGUCGAUACCUUUUUAAGGGCUUGGCUGUUUCCAGUCAGUUGUGACUUGUAGCUGCACCAAAGCAAACGCCUGCACAUUCACAGCCAAUUUCACCACUUGGGCUAUAGGCUACUGCAGCAGUGGAAUUGAGAGUAGGCUACUAGUUUGUAUCGGGUCCGAUAUUUGCAACUGGUGAUACUUAUUGCCAUGAAGGAUUUAAUUCGUUUUAUUAGCACAGUUGGUAUGGCUUGGACGACUUUUCUCAGUGCCAUUUAAGAUACGGUCGGACUGAUCGCCGUGAAACUCCACAUCUUCAGAUUCUGCUUAAUUUGUUAGAUACAACGGGUGACAAGACACGAACAUGGAUACCACUGUGAAUUCAGGAAGAAAUUCCGAGAAAUCUCACCUCGUGCACGAGAUGAAUGCCAAAAUGUAUUCACUGAAAAGUUCCUCUUCAGACUCCAAAGAAGACUAUCCCAACUUCCCACUUGAGAAGGAAGAUGUGGCUGAUGCCAUUAAGCUGAAGCAGCCUGUUGGCGCCCAUUGCCACGAUAACAAAGCAGUGAGUGAGGAGAACCAUGACAUGCUGCUGGCUAAGAAGAAGCUGUACAUCGCCUCCAUUGUGUGCCUCAUCUUCAUGAUCGGAGAGAUUAUAGGUGGCUACCUGGCCCACAGUUUGGCUAUUAUGACAGAUGCAGCUCACCUCCUGACUGACUUCGGCAGCAUGAUGGUCAGCCUGUUCUCCCUGUGGAUCUCCUCUAGACCACCCACCAAAACCAUGACCUUUGGAUGGCACCGCUCAGAGAUCCUAGGAGCGCUGGUGUCAGUGAUGUCCAUCUGGAUAGUGACUGGGGUGCUGGUUUACCUGGCCAUUGAGAGGAUAGUCAAGAACGACUUUGAGAUCAACAGUCAAGCGAUGCUCAUCACCUCCGGUUGUGCCGUCAUAGUAAACAUCAUCAUGGCGUACAUCCUCCACCACUCCACCACCUUCCAUGCCCAGAGCUCAGGCUACCAGCAAAUAGACGAGAACGGGCAGAGCCCUUUGGGUCACAGCCAUUCCCAUGUGGGCCACUCCCACACCCUGCUGGGUCAUGGCCAUGGCAACACCAGUGUGAGAGCAGCCUUCAUUCACGUGUUGGGAGAUCUCCUACAGAGUGUUGGGGUCCUAGUGGCUGCCAUCGUCAUCUUCUACAGGCCUGAAUACAAAGUAGCAGAUCCCAUUUGUACCUUCCUCUUCUCUGUGUUUGUCCUUGGGACCACCAUCACCAUACUCAGGGAUGUUUUCAGGAUACUCAUGGAAGGGGCUCCUAAGGGAAUAGAGUUUAACUCGGUGAAGGAGGUGUUGCUGUCUCUGAAGAUGGUGAAGUCUAUGCACAACCUGCGCCUGUGGGCCUUGACCGCGGGACAGACCCUGGUCUCUGUCCAUGUAGCCAUCGAGGAGAAUGCCGAUCCCCAGAGUGUCCUUAAGGAGGCUACAGAGAUCCUCCAAACCAAGUUUGGUUUCUACAGAACCACCAUCCAGGUGGAACCCUACUCUGAUGACAUGGCCUACUGCACACACUGCCAGGAUCCCAUGGACUAACAGCAGUGGAGGCUGCUGAGGGGAGGACGGCUCAUAAUAAUAU